UGGCAUAAUAAACAACACUCACAGACGACCGAUUGGUGUUUGAUGAGAUAGAUAGAUCUCUACAUCUUGUGAGGAAAGGCAAAGUAAAAUGGCUCAUUUCAAUUUCUCCAAGGAUAUCAAGGAAAUCGUUAAAAUGGAUGGUCCCCUUCAAAGUGGUCCUUUGAUGAGGUGGCAGCGGAAAGCACCCCCAGAGACUUUGCUCAGGGUCCAUGCAAGUGAUGGAGGUGUCUCAUCGCCUUUCAAGAGCAAGAGCAAGACCCCUGGCAAGUCUGUCCCGACGACCACCCCAGGCAAAGGCAAGACACCCAAAACGCCUGGCAAUAUCGGGGCAGACGGAUUCUCCAAUGUUCCCAAAAGUGGGAAGAAAGCGAAAACCCCGAGUGCGAAGACUCCGAGCAGAAUGCAGGGGGACAGAUUUAUCCCGGACCGUUCAUCGACGGAUAUGGAGUAUGGUCAUUAUGCUGUGAUGAAGAGACAGGAGGAGGACGCACAAUCCUCCGCAGGACCGGAUGGAGAUAAUUUCGAGUAUAAAGAACAGCUGAAGGAUGCCAUGGAUGUCCGCGAGAGAAAGAUUCUCAACUUCAAGACAAAAGCACCUCAGCCUAAAAUGACGGACGUGAACAACCUGCAUGUGCUGUACAGCUGCUCCAAGUCUGCCAACAGACAUGCGGCGGCGUCUCGGCACAUCCCCCGCGAGCCCGAGAGAGUGCUGGAUGCCCCAGAGCUCAUGGAUGACUACUAUCUGAACCUGCUGGACUGGUCAAAGUCCAACAUGUUUGCGGUUGCCCUGGGCGGCACGGUGUUCCUGUGGAACCCGGACAACGGGACGAUCACGGAGCUAAUGGAGCUGGCCACACAGGACGACUACUUCUCCUCCCUGGCCUGGGUGCAGGACGGGGCCGUGCUGGCGGUGGGGGUCAGCACCGGCCUCGUGCAGUUGUGGGACACGGAGCAGAAGAAGCUUCUCAGGUCAAUGACUGGUCAUGCAGCCAGGGUCGGUUGUCUCUCUUGGAACCAGCAUAUUCUCUCCAGCGGCUCUCGCACGGGGUCCAUCCACCAGCACGACGUACGAGUGGCCAACCACCAGGUGGCGACGCUGCAGCACCACACGCAGGAAGUGUGCGGGCUGCGCUGGUCCCCGGACGGCCGCCAUCUUGCCAGCGGAGGCAACGACAACAUCGUGAACGUGUGGGGGGAGCGCAACAGCGCGGGCGACCCUCUGCACACCUUCACCAGCCACCAGGCCGCUGUCAAAGCUAUAGCGUGGUGUCCGUGGCAACCUUAUCUGCUGGCCACAGGAGGAGGGACCGCUGACCGGCACAUUCGUCUCUGGAACGUCCAGUCUGGCUCGAAUAUCGCGAACACGGACACAGAGUCUCAGGUGUGUUCCAUCCUGUGGUCUAAGGAGCACAAGGAGCUCAUCUCUGGCCACGGCUACUCCCUCAACCAUCUACGCAUCUGGAAGUACCCAACCAUGACACGCGUGGUGGAUCUUGUGGGCCACACGUCUCGCAUCCUUGGCAUGGCCAUGUCCCCGGACGGCACCACAGUGGCCAGUGCCGCGGCUGAUGAGACGAUCCGUCUGUGGAAAUGUUUUGACGUCAAGGAGGCCACCAAGAAGGCUCAGGGCAAAGAGGAGAAAACGUUGACCUCCGACCUGCAGAAGAUUUGCCUCCGAUAAAACCGGCGAGGUAUACCGUCGGUUGGCAAGCUGUUAAAAUGUACUAAACCAAGAAAGCAAAAUGUUACUGGAGAAAAAACAAAAUGUUUCAUUCCCUUAACACUUACAGUACCGUUGGCGACUCGCAAGGCCGUAGUUUGCAUUCACUACCACUGGCGACUUUAGGCGCCGACGCGACCAGGCGCACUCAACAUAAUUAAACAAAGGAUGGACCCCCUACACCGAAGUAAAUACCAGAGGAAGUCACUCUUUAUGAUAGCUGAAUGGUUGAUGAACCUCUAUGAAUUUUUAAAACGUGUUUCUUGUGCUGCCAAAGUUUUUUUUAAUGAAAAAAAAUUCUACCAUGGCUUCAGCAUUCUAAACUGGUGCGUACUUGAGGGGUUUUCGCUAUACAAGCCUUCGGCACUGUAAGUAUUAACAACUGUACCUACAUGUAUUUUUUCUUUUCAUUUUCAACAUUUAGAAUGUCAAAUGUAACAAAAUGUUUCGGAAGUACAGGAUACUGAUACCUUAGAUAAUGAAAUUUCAGGUUAAAAAAUGUUCCAAAAUUUGAGCCUCUUGCAUUUUAACAGCUGGCUGAUGAAAUGUGUCUAGUGGGCUCCUGGUGAGGAGUGCCAGUUAUCCUGACUGUCAUAACACUAUUGCGGAGGUCAUGUAUAUGUUGUUUUUUUUUUUAAUUUUAGAAAAAUGUAGAGAAAAUAGUGUUUACCUCAGUCAACAAUAAUAAUAAUGAUAAUUGCAAUUGUAAUAAUUGCUCUACAGCAUGCUCAAUUGUGCUUCAUCACUAUAAUACCCAAGCAGACCAUAGAACUCUCUGAAACAUUCUCAACUUUGCGGGAAGCGUACAAUGUGAACAGCCAAUGAAGCGCUCAAACACUAAUAUACUGACAAGAUCUUCGCUGUCUAUAGCAGGGUACCCAUUCCCACCUGGACGAAAUUAGGUAGAUAUGUAUGUGAAGUGCCUUUCUCCAAGGCAGAACUUCGGAUCCUUGACGGGAUUUGAACCCAUGACCUUACAGCUGAGAUUUGGAGAACCUAACCAUUUGACCACCGGUGCCACAUUAUGGGUGAAAAUGUCUUAAUGAUUGGAUUUUGAGUGCAGGAAACCAUACCCUGCUAUAUCGAGGAUAAGAAACUAGUUGCUGGUAUUUUGCCAUGCCCUUAAGUAGAAACCUGGAAAGAAUGGCAGGUAGGCCUACUCUGGUGUGGUUCGCUCCUUCUUUCCCGUCAAACAUCUAUCGUCCUUAUCUCCCCCUCUU
Molecule: messenger RNA, 2940 nt
Organism: Aplysia californica (California sea hare)
Lineage: Eukaryota; Metazoa; Mollusca; Gastropoda; Aplysiida; Aplysiidae
Product: cell division cycle protein 20 homolog
Exons: 11
Coding region: 89-1681 (530 amino acids)
Biological process (GO): positive regulation of ubiquitin protein ligase activity; positive regulation of anaphase-promoting complex-dependent catabolic process; anaphase-promoting complex-dependent catabolic process
Cellular component (GO): anaphase-promoting complex
Molecular function (GO): protein binding; ubiquitin ligase activator activity; anaphase-promoting complex binding
Source: RefSeq, a predicted model, not a curated record